GGCACAUACAAAAACGUAAGCAGUAAGGAAAUCGUAACAUUGGAUUCACUAUUGACAUGUAAGUGACCACGAGUUUGGCAUUUUUCUAGUUGACAUUAGUUGACAUGUGUUUGAACUGUGAAAAGUUGGAUUAAACAUAAAAUUAAAAGAUAAACAAUAGUGAUAAUAUAUACCAAUAUACACGAUGACGACGCAAGAAGUGAAGAGAAGUAAGAAAAAAAGCGCGCAGAAAGAAGGUAUAACGCAGGAGGAAAACAAGGCGGAAAAACCAAGCAAACCCGUUGAAUUGAAAUAUGGACCUAUUAUAUCUUUUCCAUAUCAAAGAGUAUGGUCUAGAUGUGUUCUAAUACUUGGAGUCUUGCUAAUAGUUUGGUAUAAUAACAGACAGGGUAAAGAAGUAUAUCUAGCAAAGCAGAAAGAUGUGUUGGUAAGUCGUACACAGAACGUUGACUGCUCUAUGGAUUAUAGAGACGAGUUAGAAAAAUACUCUGGCUGUGUACCGGAAAAAUGCGGCAGAGUUGUUACUGACAAACUCGUCUCGACAACAGAGGCAGAUGUUUUACUGAAACUAGCAAAAAGUGGAAUAGAUUUGGCUGGAUCUGAUGGUGGCGCGAGUAUUCUGGAUCUUCAUUCAGGCGCUCUUAGUAAGAGCCAAGGUUUUAUCAAUAUCUAUAAACUACCAGAAGCAAAGAAAAUAUUCAACAGUAUAGAUUCAGCAAUUUAUAAAGUAGUGAAAACAAAAAUACAACAUGCGGUGGCGCAUAAUUUCGGCAUAGAUAUAAAUAAGAUUUACUUAACCAAGCCUACCUUCUUCUCGCGAAUGACUAAUAAACCCGCAAAAACCAUACAUGAUGAAUACUGGCAUCCACAUAUCGAUAAGGAAACAUACGAAUCGUUUCAUUACACAGCGUUGCUAUAUUUAAAUGAUUUUAAUAAAGAUUUUGAAGGCGGCCGAUUUAUAUUUAUGGAUAAGAAUGAUGUCAAUACUACAGUAGAACCCAGAAAAGGAAGAGUAUCAAUUUUUACUUCAGGAAGCGAAAAUUUACAUCUAGUUGAAAAAGUGAAAUCUGGUACUCGUUACGCUUUGACCGUGUCUUUCACAUGCGAUGAGAACGCCGCGAUAUUCGAUCUAAGUUUUACCGAUGCAUUAAAGUAAAAUUUAUUUAAUUAUUUUUUUAGUUAUUGAAUACAUAAAUUUAUUGAUAUUCACAUAAAGAAAAUCGUACGUAUAAAAACGUAAGAAUAUCGAAGAUAUUUUUAUUCAUAA
Trachymyrmex cornetzi is the source of this 1267-nucleotide messenger RNA. RefSeq names its product 2-oxoglutarate and iron-dependent oxygenase domain-containing protein 3. Bases 185 to 1156 code for a protein of 323 amino acids. The record is from RefSeq and is a predicted model, not a curated record. Gene Ontology annotation, cellular component: membrane. Gene Ontology annotation, molecular function: oxidoreductase activity, acting on paired donors, with incorporation or reduction of molecular oxygen; iron ion binding; L-ascorbic acid binding. NCBI's taxonomy places the organism in Eukaryota, Metazoa, Arthropoda, Insecta, Hymenoptera, Formicidae. The transcript has 5 exons.